Molecule: messenger RNA, 2009 nt
Organism: Symphalangus syndactylus (siamang)
Lineage: Eukaryota; Metazoa; Chordata; Mammalia; Primates; Hylobatidae
Product: golgin subfamily A member 6-like protein 10
Source: RefSeq, a predicted model, not a curated record
CAGCAGUGCUCACUGGGAUUUCGCUGAGGUGGCCCCAACCCCGCCUCCCUCCGCACCCCGCAAUGUCAGGAAAAACACAACAGGGGAAAUUGGCCGCAGCCAAGAAAAAGUUAAAAUAUUGGCAGAGGAAGAGCCCUGGCACUCCAGCAGGAGCUAACAGGAAAAAUAAAAUCAAUGGCAAUAGCCCUGAUACAGCCAUAUCUGGUGGUUACCACUCACCUGGGGAUGUGAGUCUUGGCUGGCCAGACAAAAACCAGAUGGCUGAACCCCUGGCCCCAGAGCCCCCAGCAGGGCCCUCUGAGGUGGAGCAGCUACAAGAUGAGACCAACCACCUAAGGAAGGAGCUGGAGAGUGUGGGAAGACAGCUCGAGGCCGAGGUGGAAAACAAUCAGAUGCUGAUUCUCCUGAACAAGAGGCAGGAGGAGAGUCUAUAUGAACAGGAGGAGAGGAUACAUCAACAGGAGGACAUGCUCUGUGAACAAGAGGAGAGGCUAUUUGAAAAGGAGCAGAGGCUGUGUGAACAGAAAAAGCUGCCAGGGCAGGAGAGGCUGCUGGAAGAGGUGGAGAAGCUGUUAGAACAGGAGAGGCGGCUGGAGGAGCAGGAGAGGCGGCAGGAGGAGCAGGGGAGGCGGCAGGAGGAGCAGGGGAGGCGGCAGGAGGAGCAGGAGAGGCGGCAGGAGGAGCAGGAGAGGCGGCAGGAGGAGCAGGAGAGGCGGCAGGAGGAGCAGGAGAGGCGGCAGGAGGAGCAGGAGAGGCGGCAGGAGGAGCAGGAGAGGCGGCUGGAGGAGCAGGAGAGGCUGGUCGUCGAGGUGGAGGAGGUGCUAGAACAGCAGAGGCUUCGGGAGCAGGAUGAGAGGCUGUGGCAGCAGGAGACUCUGCGGGAGCUGGAGAGGCUGCGGGAGCUGGAGAGGAUGCUGCAGCAGCGGGCCGAGCCACACAGCGGCUGCGAGGAGCUGGCGCGUUGCCCCACCUGGGGAGGCUGCCCUCUUCCCUAGCCCUCAAGGCCUCUGUUUCUCCACCUGUAAAAUGGGGCAUUGUAGCCUUCACAUGAAAUGGUACUUCUAAAGGUACCUGUGAGCCAGAGCCCUGCUCUGAUGGCUGUGGGAGAGAGGGGAUGAUUUUUCUAACCUGCCUCCACCCUUCCCGGUGCCAUGGGAGGCAGACACCAAGUUCUGGGGUCUCCAGUUUUAGUGGGUGGCCACUGAUUGCUUCUCUCUGUCCAGAACAACGAGAACAAGAGCACACUCCAGUGGGAGCAGCAAGGAAAGGAGCUGAAGAAGCUGGGUGGAGCUGAAGAGCCAAGAGGCUCAGAGUCUGCAGCAGCAGCCACACCAGUACUCGUGUACCGCUCUAGGAGCCCCAAUCCCACAGGAGCUGGGGUGUUGCUGACAAGCAGCAUGGACUCCCCAGGAGCACCCAGGCUUGGCUGGAGAAGCUGUUGGUACAGGAGAGGCGGCAGGAGGAGCAGGAGAGGCUGCAUGCCAUUCUUUUCGGGCUGCCGAGAACAGGGAAAUAAACAUCACCAUCAUCGAAGAGCUGGUCAAGAAAUUAAAAAAAAAAAAAAAAAGUUAAGGGGCUAAUCUCCUACACAAUUCAUUUACUUCAUUUGAAAGUUAGAGCCACUUAUGUUUAUUUGUGUUUCCAAUUCAUAGUUUAAAUUUAUUUGUGUUUCUAAUUUACAGUUUAAAUUUACUUGUGUUUCUAAUUUAUAGUUUAAAUUUACUUGUGUUUCUAAUUUAUAGUUUAAAUUUAUUUCUCAAAAGUUAAAGGAGAGUGGGUCUUUCCCUCGUGUUCACUCUGGCAUCCUUUCGCAUUUUUUUAAAUUUGAUAAUUAUAGGACGUUAGCAUGCAUAUUGAGUUUGCCCUUAUGUGGUGGGAGUUCAAACACACAAAGACCCACUAUAUGCACUCAACUGUUCUUGCUGGUUUGGGAUAGGAUGCCAUGCUUUUUUUAAUGUUAGUGCAGCAUGUAUAUUCAUUACGGAAUUCAGAUAAAAUUUGCUUAUGUU